Drosophila montana is the source of this 5377-nucleotide messenger RNA. RefSeq names its product Transmembrane protein 131 (gene Tmem131). NCBI's taxonomy places the organism in Eukaryota, Metazoa, Arthropoda, Insecta, Diptera, Drosophilidae. Gene Ontology annotation, cellular component: membrane. Bases 198 to 5225 code for a protein of 1675 amino acids. The record is from RefSeq and is a predicted model, not a curated record. The transcript is spliced from 3 exons.
UCAGCUGUUUACGAAUUGCACAGCUGUUAAAGUUAAUGCUCUCAGAAUCGAAUCAGCGAUAACAUAAGCGAUAUUGAGUAAUAUAAUUAAACUAGUACUUAAUGUGAGCACGGAUUGCGGCUAAGGAGAUUCGAGUGCCGUGAUUACAAAGCAACCCACUCGCUCAUAUAUUGCGCAGCACAACAAACACGAAAAGGAUGUACUCAACAAAUUCGCUGCCCUCACUCCUGCUGCUGCUGCUGCUGGUCGUCGUCCCAGCCAAGAGCAGCCAACAAAUGGGGGGUAGCAGGGAAAAAGUGCUGUCUGGCCUACAGGCGGGCUUCAUCGGUCUGGAGGAGUCACAGACGCUGCCCGAACCGCACACGCGCGAGCAAGUUGAAUUGCUGCGCCACCUCAAUUUUGUGCCACCGGCGAUAGACUUUGGCAGAUGGUCGGUGGGGCAGACGGUAACGCAGAUUGUGACUCUGUUUAAUCAGCACACAAAUCGCACUGUCCAUCUAAACUCUGUCGCUGGGCCAAGCCCAGUGUUCUACAGCAGUUUCUUUGGUACGCGAGAGGUGCCGCCGCAAGGCAAUACCACAUUCAGCGUCGUCUUUCUGCCACGACAACUUGGUGCCAUAUCAACGGGUCUGCUGAUCCAAACGUCCUUCGGGCGUGCCGAGUUCGCGGUGCGCGGCGAGGGCAGCGAGUGUCCGUACCGCCUAAAGCCACUUGUGGGCAUUAAGGCGCCCAUGAAUGCAACGCUCACGCCAGAGAUUCACAUGUACAAUCCGCACGAGCGGCCGCUCCAGAUACUCGAGGUCUACAGCAGCGGUGGCGAGUUUCAGCUGGAGCUUCCCAGCGGCGGCUCAGAAGGACCUCAAAAUCUGUGGGAAAUACCACCGCAUUCACUAAAGCCAGUCAUACGCAUUUCGUUCCACGGGCGGACCGCUGGCAACCACAGCGCCUAUAUACGCAUAAAAAUAGCUGAGCAACCAGCAGAUGAUGAUGCCUCACCGAUGGAGCAUCUAAACGAGAACGUACUAGUCAUACCCGUUGAAUUCGAAAUAUUGCCACGACACGGCGCCUAUGCGCGCAAUCCGUUAGCCGAUUUUGGCCGUCUGACGACGGAUGAGCACGCGGAUGCGUUGCAUUUCAAAUUGGACAUGCAAAAUCAGCCAGUGGGUGCGUUGCAGCAACAGCUAAUUGUAAAUUUUCUGCGCGACAUACCAGGGCUAAGCUAUGAUGCGCACAACGCGAGCAUUGUGCUGGAUCCCAAGCUAUUUGAUGAGAGCGCCAGCAUUUAUGAUUUAUUGGUCAUCAGCAGCAGCGAGGAAGCAGAGCAGCAGCUGCAAUUUACAGUGUUAGUGCAAGCUGAAAUCUUUAAAGGCGGCCUCCACUACGAUCGCAAUGUUACGCUUUUCAUAAGCAGCUCUAGCAUCGAUGAGCCAUCGCUGGAAAAGGAACGUACGCUGGUGGUGCGCAAUAAUUUUGCGUUUCCGCUGAUGCUGUACAACCUCAGCCUGACGGAGCCCAUUGAUCCGGCGCUGCUGCAGUUGUCGUCGCUGGAACAGGAGCUACUGCUGCAGCCGGGCGAGUCGGUGGAGCUGCUGCAGUUGAAACUGCUCAACGAACAGGCAACAUUCAAGUCCAUGCUGCUCAUCGCUAGCAAUGUGACAAUAUUUGAGCUGCCCGUGGUCGCGUGCAGCGGCCGUUUGCAUGUGUCCACGCAACAGUUUACAUUGCAGCUGCCCAAGGAGAGCGAAUAUGGACUGGAACUGGAUCUGGGCACUGUGCCAUUUGCGGAGAAGUCACGCGAUGGCUAUAUCAUAUUGCGCAACGACAAUCCUAUGCCGAUCAAGAUAACCAACUGGAACUUUAAGCCGCCCAAGAAUGUCUACUUUCAGGCCGCGUUCAUGGGCUGUGUGUCACCAGGUGCCGCCAUCGUUGCCAACAAAACGACAAUAGUCAACCAUGAACAGCCGGAAAAUGUCACAGGAUUUCGUUUCUGUGACCAGCUGGGCGUCGGCGAUAGCGUUGUCUUUAUUCUGUCCAUACAAACGUAUGUGGCCGAGGAGAGCACCGGCACGCUGAAAGUGUGGACACCUUACGAGCUGAUACGCAGCACAGUGCGCUUUAAGGCCUCCGUUGGUCAGCUGGACAUUGAGCAGGAUCAGCUGCAGUUCAAGUCAUGUUUUCCGGGCAAGAUAUGCUCCGCGGUGCUGAGCAUACGCUCUAGUUUUAUACAUCCAGUGCAUAUGAAAUCUAUAUCGUUUACCCGUGCCGGUUUGCGUUUUAAGGACUUCAAUGCGAAGGGCUCUCUGAUUGGUGCCCAAACAUUGACCAAGGUGGGUCGCAUCUACUUUGAGCCAGCGGCGCUCUGUGGCAGCGCCUGCUAUAUACGCGCUACCACCGAUCAGCACUCGAUCUUCCCCAGCAAUAGUGGAGUAGCUGCAGCCGCUGGACACACCAACAAUAAUCUGCUGUACGAUGGCGUGGAGGUGCGUCAGCGCACGGAAUUGUAUCGUCAGUUCAAGAGGCAGCUGCACGCCAUGUCGCUAACGCUGCACAGCGAGGAGCUGCCGCCCUUGGAGCUGGACUUUAGCAUUGCUAUCGAGUGGCCCAAGCUGGUGCAGUAUCAGCCGCUGCCGCCCACGCCGGCCAUAGAGGUGGGUCAGGUGCAGCGCCAAUGGAUUACGAUGAGCAAUCCCACAAUGCAGCCGCUGCUGCUCGACUAUUUUCUAUCGGACCCGGCCUAUGCCAGGCGCACCCAACUGUCGCUGCCGCACGAGGUGAUCGAUGUGAGCAGCAGCAGCUGCUACCUGACGGACCAGGAUGUCUUCUCGCUGCCCGAUAUACCGUAUGGCGUUCGGGUGCUGCUACUCGGCGGCGCCACACUGACUAUACCCGUGCAGUUCAGCGCCCAGCAGCCGGACAAAUACUGCACUCUGCUGCAUGUGCGCAGCAAUCUGACGCUCUACGAGGCCGUUUGGCUGACCGCACGCGCAGUUCAAUCCCAGUUUCGCUUGGGCAAUCGCCGUCCCGGCUCCAGUGCGCCGCUGCUCUUUGAGUUCAGCACGGAACAGUUCGAGCAUUGCGAUGGCAGCUUAAAGCCGACCGAUAACCUCGAUAUGGAUGCUGUCGCCAGCCACACGGUGUCAGCUACGCGCAGCUUUACCGCUCGCAAUGCCGGCGUGCUGCCCAUCAGGAUUGGAGGCUUUCUCAUUGGCAAGCGACCGUGUGAGGGCUAUGGCUUUAGGGUGCUCGAUUGCCAGAGCUUCGAGCUGGGCGAGAACGAGACGCGCAAAAUCGAAAUAAGCUUCAGCACGGACUUUACCGCAUCGCGCGUCCAGCGCACUCUGACGCUGCUGACGAAUCUCAGCUAUGACAUUAGCUAUCAGCUGGUCGCCCAGCUGCCGGCGGAGAGUGUGGAACAUUGUGCGGCGAGCCUACCGCGACCCAGCUGGGAGCCGGCGUUGCGCAAUGUGGCUCUCGUUUUGCUACUGGCCAGUUUCUGUCUGGUGCUGCUCGCGGGCAUCUUUGAUGCUCGUGCGAUAAUGGCCCAGCAGAGCGCCUACGAUGCGGCACGCUACAAGGGUCCCGUGCAGCCGACCUUCAAUUUGCGCAACAUUGUCAAGAUGCAGGUGGCCGAGGAGGCAGCAGCAGCCGCUGCAGCGGCAGCAACAGCAACUGCCCUCAAAGCGGAGCAGCAACAGAAGCUAAAAAAUGGUCAGCUCAAGGAGCUGCGCAAACGUACCACGGCCAGCUCUACAGCGGAUAAGGUGACGGCCACACGGAAGCCCAAGUCAUGGACAGCAUGGAGCAUGGACAUGACCAGCUGCGAGCCCAAAGCAACAGCUGUUUCAACUGCCGUCAGCGCCGCCGCCGCCGCCGCCACACAACCAAAGCCCACUAGUUCGCCCAAGCCCAGCAAGAAGACGACGCCGUCGCCAGUGCAGACGCCGCCCGUAACUGUGCGCGCACCAAAGAAACCGAAACAGACGAUGCCCGUUAUCGCCAUGCCCAAGCCAAAAGUGGAGCCAGUUGCUGCCGAAACGCAGGAGAAGCGCUCCAGCCCAAAUACCAAAGUUAUUGGCAGCAGUCCGCAACAGGAGAAUGUCUCGCCGCGCUCGAUUAAAAUGAGUCCUGAUACGCCCAAAGAACGUGUGCUCAAGGAGCAAAACGGCAGCGCCAAGAAGCUAGGCAAGACACCCGGUCGGGAGCGCCGCAAGGAGCAAAAACUGGCCACGCUUAAUGGCGGCACCUCCAGCAAGAAAUCGUCCGCGGAGCGCAAGCAGCGCAGCAAACAGCUCAAUUUUAAUGGUCAUGCAAUGGCAGCCGGUGGCGCCUCACCGCUGACCACACCAGAAGCGGACACCCUGACCAUCAGCUCGCCGUGGGAGACCAGCAGUCGGGUCUCGUUUCGCGAUGUGCUGCAAACGAAACCCCUGCCGGCAGUCGACAAUGGCCUUAACUGGGAUCCUUCGGCAAGUGAUUUGGCCAGCAGUCAACUAGGUCCAAUUGGCAGCCGGAAGAGCCUGCCAGCGCAAGCGACAAGCCUCUAUCAGCCCCUGAUGACGCCGGACGCGACUGCAACGAGCAAUGCGCUGAUUCGUUCACUUUUUGCCAACUCCGAAGCGCCGGCCAUGGACUUGAAUAUGGAGCUGCCUGACCUAAAUGGAGAUCUUUGCGGGAGCUUGUAUGAACGAGAGCAGCCGCAGUCGCAGUGGGAACGCAGCGAAUUGAUACUGAAGCAGCAGCUGCUGCUGGAGCAACUGGAGCAGCAGCGUAAGCAAGAGCAGCAACAACAGCAGCAGCAGAAGCUCAUGCUUAUGUCCAACAUGGAGAGCAACAAUUGGGCCAUGAAUCAGGGCACAGCGAGCACUACUUGGACGCCGCUGGGCUAUGCCGCAUGGCCGAAUCAGUCAGCCGCAGCGGCGCCGCAACGUGCAUCUCCAGCGCAUACCCUAACGCCGGGCGUGGGCGUUAUACGUCCACCGCCGGGGCUUGAACCGAAUUACAACAAUUGCCAUUUACCAGCAGCAGGAGCGGGAGCCGGAGCCGGAGCAGCAGCUGUUAUCAAAAAUAGCAGCAACCAUAGCAAUAACCAUAUAGAUGGUUUGACCGCAAUGCAGAACGCACAAGAUCGGGCACAGCACAAUAUGCCCACACAAUACGAUCCAUUUACCUCGCCAAGCUCAAUCUGGUCGGACAAUUGGCGCCAGCGCAACAAUCAUAUGAACUGAAGGUGCAUCAAAAGCUCACUGAUCAAAUUUAAGCAACCAAAUGAAAUUCUUAUUCUAUAGACAUUUAGGCUACGCUAAGAUUGAUGAAACAUGAUCUUUUCCAAUUUGACAUUUGACUAAAUAAACGCAAAGAUUUAUGACUUUUCAUUAUA